Messenger RNA from Triplophysa dalaica, 4346 nucleotides. RefSeq lists its product as uncharacterized. The transcript has 9 exons. Lineage: Eukaryota; Metazoa; Chordata; Actinopteri; Cypriniformes; Nemacheilidae. The record is from RefSeq and is a predicted model, not a curated record. Bases 2974 to 3696 code for a protein of 240 amino acids.
AUUGUGUUUUUAUUUCAGUGCACCUUGAUAUGGCGAGGCCAGUCAUCCGUCUUCAAAACCCCACUGCUCCAGAGGGUCGUCAGCAGGCCUUAUUGGUGGCGACAAAUGGGGCCCGUGACUGCAGAAACAGGAGAAUGAGUUUUCCUCUUCCCCCUCCUCAGCUGCUCUGUGAUUCCACUGCACUGGCCCAUGCUGAAAGAGCACUACGUACUGAAGGGAUAAGAGCACCAUCACGACAGCAGUGUCUGGGGAAGAGGGUGCUACCCUUUGGCCAGUAUCUCAACGCACCAUCUCACUGGCUUGUGUCAAAUGAUCUGGGCUACAUGAAGUAUUUGAUCGACAAGCACAGAGAAGAACUCUCUUAAAUGGAAAGGGGCAAGCACAAAAUCAGUGGAUAAAAGACCACCUGACAGAGUAUGCAGAGAGCUUUCCAGAAGUUUCAAUCGCCCUGGAAGCCAACAUCCACCGAUGUGUUUACGGACAGAAAGGGUUUGAGAGCCAUAGCUUCCAGGAGAUGUGGGAGCUCUACAGCCAGUAUUCUGCACAGAAGGACAGGCCUGGUGAUUUUGGUACGAGUCAGAGGGAAACAAUACAGAAGGCAUACAGCUCUGUUAGCCGGUGGCUAAAUACACCUAUAACACACAUCACCAGUGUGCAGAUGAAAAGAUUUAGAAAAUACAUUUAUGACAAGAAGACACAAAAGUCAAGCUCUUCAAUCAGUGACCCCUCAUGGCUGGAUGAUACCCACUUGUUGGAGGUGAUCAAAUCUGAGCCCAUGGCUUCCACAGCAUCAUAAGCAGCCUCAGCAUCAUCUGCAGCCCCAGCUUUAUGCGCAGCCACAUCCACGCCUUCAAAGAAGUCCUCCUCCACACCUUCAAAGAAGUCCACACCUGCAUCAAAGAAGUCAUCCACAGCCACGGUCCCAGUAGUGCCCAGUAGUAACUCCCCAGUGCGUAAUAUUUACAUGCACAAAUGUCCAUCCAUCCAUUUUCUACCGCUUAUCCGAACUACCUCGGGUCACGGGGAGCCUGCGCCUAUCUCAGGAGUCAUCGGGCAUCAAGGCAGGAUACACCCUGGAUGGAGUGCCAACCCAUCGCAGGGCACACUCACUCAUUCAUUCACUCACGCACUCACACCCUACGGACAAUUUUUCCAGAGAUGCCAAUCAACCUACCAUGCAUUUCUUUGGACCAGGGGAGGAAACCGGAGUACCCGGAGGAAACCCCCGAGGCACGGGGAGAACAUGCAAACUAUGCACAAAUGUCGAGCUGGAGGGCUGGGUGUGACUGUGGGAAAAUCCCAAUGGCAUUCCACCAGCUGAUCUUUCCUGGGUGAAGGAUGACACAGAGCGUGGACUCUUUGGGCCCAUUCAGGUGUAUCGUGACAAUGCUGGGGUAUUGAAGAGGCGGCGAGUACUAAAAUCAGACCGCGUGUGGUUUUACCCUCCAGAACCUCCAGGCUACAUCAGUGGUACUGUGCCAACUCCACAUCUCUUCUUUCGCGGUCACAUCUUUGUGUGGCGGCCUGUUAGAGUUUGGAAAUACUCACUGAAGUGUCCUCGAGGAGAAGAAUGUGUGGGUCAAGGUAUAAACGUGUACCUCCACAAAUCAGGCUACCAUACCAAGGUUCGUCAUGUUUGUGACGUUUCCGGCUGGUACUGUAUAUUAAAAGAGGUCCUGUGCUACGGACCAUGUACAAAAGCAGCCAGGGGUGGCGGUAGUUGAGAUGGUGGUCUAGUGGGUUAAACCACUGAACUGGUUAAUCAAAGGUUGCUGGUUCGAUCCCAGCAGCCACCACCAGUGUGUCCUUGAGCAAGACACUUUACUCCAUGUUGCUCCAGGGGGAUUGUCCCUGUAAUAAGUGCACUGUAAGUCGCUUUGGAUAAAAGCGUCUGCCAAAUGACUAAAUGUAAAUGUAAAUGGUAGUUGAAAGGUGGGCAGGUGGUUGGCGUGGGAUUCUGCCAUUCUUUGUCAACUCAGUGAGGCUCACCAAGGCAUGUUUCCUGUUAUUCUGACAGACAAGCGUGGUGUGGACAAAAAUGUGGUGCGGCUUUUGAGGGACCGGACUGAAGGGAACACCAUGGUUAAAGUGUGGCGUCAAAUUCAGGAGAAUCAUGUUGAGGAGUAUCUCCACAGGAAAGACCUUUACACUACACUCCUCAUGACUCUCCUGAAGCCUGGGGGAAUUGUGUCGGCCUUAGGACACACGGUUGAGGCUCCACCUCCUCAAAGAGAGCUUCCCUCUGCUCGCCUGCUUCGCCAUGCUUUCCUUCUGGCGGAGGCCAACAACGUACAGGACUACAGGAACCAGAUUCUCUCCACUUUUGGCAAUGUGCUAAAGAUGGACUCCACUAAAAAGCUUGCAGGUGGUGAAGAAGCUGUCUGGGGAGGGUAAAGGCACGGCGGAGUGGAUUACCAGCAUAGGCAAUGAGCAUUCGCAGAUUGUCUCAUUUGUUCUUACCUGUGAAGAGUCCACUCAGUGUCUGAAGCCCAUGUGUCAGGGAGUAAUGGACCGCUUCCACCAGGCCAAUCAACCUGUGCCCAACAUCUUGUACAUUGACCGCGGGUGUUGUCGGGCACAAGGCCCAAGCACUGUGGAGAGCUUAUUUCAGACGCGGGUGGAGAAUGGUAUGGUGGUGCGUUUGGACAUCUUCCACUGGAUACAUCGCUUUGAUGCAGCCAUUCGCACAGACAGCCACUCAAAGUACGCUGUGUUCAAGUCUGCCCUAGCAGGAGCGGUGCUGGCCUAAAACCGCGCAGACUUGGAGCUGCUCAUCAAAGCUUUUAGAGCGAAGGACCCAACCGUUUUUGACACCGUGGCUGAUGAAGACAUGGUGCGACUCAUGGUGAUCCUCCAGAGAUGAGCAUGUACAGAGUGACUCAUACUACCAACAUCAAUGGGAUGGACGUUCCUUAUUUCAAAUGUCUCCGUGGGAGCAGCAGAAUGUAAGGAUUCCACAAAACUCUGCCUCACAUGAGACCAGGUCCCCACUGUGCUGCACGUCCAUAUCAAGUUUACCUGAUUAGUGGAAUAGCUCGGUGGAACUCAGACUGCAGCUCUGAUGCUGUGUUUGGUGGCAAAGGCAGAAAACUCAGAUCCUACUCUGCGCCUCUGAUUGAGCGCCUCAACACCCGCUGCCAGCAGCAAACCGUGGAGAAGAAUUUCCGUGCCCCUGCUGCUGUGACUUCAAAUGAGCUGCUUGGUUUGGAGUACCUCUUAAGCCAAAGCACAGGUGAAUCUGUUGGUCUGUCCCUCAGUGACCUCUCAAAGGACGGGCCCAGUCCAGAGGAGGAAGUGGUUCAGCCUGACGAGCCUGACCCCAAUGAGGAGGACGAGGCCUACCAGAGCGACCCUGAGGCAGACCAGGACAGGGAGGAUACCUGUAGCCCCAACCCGCUGCCUGGAUUCCAGCAGCUGGAUAAUUUCUGUUCUCUGCUUGUGGAGAUUGGCAAGACUGAGAAUAGGCUGAGCCUGAUGACAGAGCAAAGGAACAGGCUCGUUGCCGCAUGGCACGCUGUAAUGGAACAUGACAAGCAACCACAGAAGUUUCAUCAGCUGUACAGAACACACUGGGGUAACACGUUGUAUUGCCACACAAAGAGGGACGAUCUUGCUGAUGCUGCUGAGAUUCAGCGGGUCAAGAUGGCCAAACGCUACGCACCGGCUCAUGAUCGCUGGUGCCGUGCAGCUACGUAAUUAUUUGCACAUGCUCCUCCCGAACUUUGUUAAUAAAACAUCAUUUCCGGCCACGUCAACCAGCACCACACCCUUGACAGUGUCUUUUUGCCCCACCGACACACCACAGAGUAUUGACACCCCCUCAGCCUGGUCCAGAGCUACAGUGUACAAAAGAAAAAGCACAGACAGUCCUACUCAAGUUGGAGUCAAACUCUCACUUGCCUGUUUGUACGCUUUGCCAACAACCCACUCAGGGACACAAAAAAAUUAAAACAAAGAAUUUUUGUCCCGUGAAAAUGAUGUCGACCUCCAAACGAUUGGACAACAGAGUGUUCACCAGCUAUGAACACUUUACCACAGUUGUGGACUCACAAAAGUGAAGUUUGUUUUGCUGUUGUGAGAUAGAAACACCGUUUUUAUUGUUAUAUAUAUAUAUAUAAUGCCGACUAUUGUUCAUUUUAUAAAGUUCAUAUGUGUAUCUUCUGUUAAAUCAACAAAAAUAUAGGAUAUUGUAUAUAUUGCCCUUAAUAUAUAUUUUCUAUGUCACUUACCUAUUUUAUACCUGAUAUAAAUGUGAUGCUUGUCUUGAAUAUGGCAUUUUAUUUAAUUCCAGUUAUAUUUUACUAAACGUACCUAAUAUUUCAUAUUAUAUUAUAUUUCAUGUUAUA